This is a messenger RNA of Strongylocentrotus purpuratus (purple sea urchin), 3174 nucleotides long. RefSeq names its product DNA-directed RNA polymerase I subunit RPA49. Gene Ontology annotation, biological process: nucleolar large rRNA transcription by RNA polymerase I; RNA polymerase I preinitiation complex assembly; transcription elongation by RNA polymerase I. Gene Ontology annotation, molecular function: DNA binding. Gene Ontology annotation, cellular component: RNA polymerase I complex. The transcript has 11 exons. The coding region runs from base 94 to 1203 and encodes 369 amino acids. The record is from RefSeq and is a predicted model, not a curated record. Lineage: Eukaryota; Metazoa; Echinodermata; Echinoidea; Camarodonta; Strongylocentrotidae.
UCCUCCGAGCUUAUAAUUGAAGAGCGCCAUCUAAAUCUCACCAACAGGAUCAUCAACCUCAAGUCAAGGCUCAAUUCAUAAUUUUUGGAAGAUAUGGCCACAUGUUCCUUCAUUUCAUGUGAUCAAGAGAGGCUCACCUUAGCCAAGUUCUCUCAUGGAAGGCUUCAGAGAAAUUCAGAUGGUACAUGGAGACAGAGUCCUUCAUUCACCCUCCUAAGAAGCUCUGACACAGAUGACAAGCGGAAGAAUCUACGAAGAACAUUGGUUGCAGAAGCUGACUCCAUGCAGUAUGUAGGUCAAAAUUAUGGUGACCAAGCUUCCAAAGCUAACUCGAUGUGCAAGUACAUGGUGGGGGUGUUUGACAAGAAGACAGGAAAGAUGAAAGUCUACAAUGCUCAACUAUUAGAGCUGCAUCCAUGGCUUGGAAAGAAAGUGGAGAAAGAAGAUCAAAUUGAUGAAGCCAAGGAUUUAUCAUUAGCUGAAAAGAAAGACAGACUGACCGAAGCCUUUGGGAGUUCCAGGAAACAGAGGGCUAUGGAAUCUCGUCUAAAGAACAAGGUUGGAACAGAAGCCUUGGAAACAUCGGCUGCAAAGGCUCUUACCCAUGCUGCUAAUACACCAUCACUUCCUCUAGACUUUGAGAUGGAUACCAGUUUGCUGCCACCGUGUGACAGAUCAGCAAAGAGACCUCAAGGUGUCUACAAGCUAGAAGAUAUCAUAUCAGCUAGACAUAAAAAAGCACUGCAAGUCCAGACAGAAGAGCUGUUACUAGGUGUUAAAACACAAGCAGAUGAAUGGAAGAAGACUAAGAAGUUCCCCCAGUAUGUGUUGGACCAUCUGCCUGCUUUGUCACGAGAACCAGAAACUGAGAGAUGCGUUACCCAGGCAACCAAUCUAAUCUUCAUCACCUUCCUCAUGCAGCUGCAUGUUGCCAAACCAAAAGAACUCAAAACUUGUCUGAAGAGUGCUCCUCCUGGCGUCAAAACUCAUCUGUAUGAAACCUUCACUCAAGUCACACCAAGUCCAGAUGGUAAAAGUGAAAAACGGCUACUUUCUAAGAGCUGCAAGGACAAGCUCUUAUCUUACAUUCUAGUCUUGGCUCAGCUCAUCGAUAGUUUCCACACAGACAUUGCAUCACUCACCAAAGAUCUCAACAUCUCGGUCAAAAAGUUAUGCGGCAACACUUUGAGAAUCGGGGACUAAGCAGACGAACAGUGGAUAUCAUUACAGCUUCAUGGAGAGCAUCAACCUGCAAUCAGUACCAAGUUUACAUCACACAGUGGCGAAGAUUUUGCCACAGCAGGAAUACGAGUUACCUCCAAGCCGAGGUGGAAACGGUACUAGAAUUCCUUAGUAGUUUAUUUCAUGACAGGAACCUUAGCUACAGUGCGAUCAAUACAGCUCGUAGCGCUUUAUCCACUUUUCUGAUUCUCGUUGACAGUAAUCAGACAAUAAGUACUCACCCACUUAUAACCAGACUGAUGAGAGGUGUUUUUCAACUCAGACCUGUCUUACCUAGAUAUACAGAAAUAUGGAAUAUUAGUCCAGUUCUCAAUUUUCUAAGAAAAUUGUCUCCAGUAAACUCCUUAAACCUCAGAGAUUUAACACUCAAAGUAUGUAUGCUAAUGGCUCUUGUAUCGGCACAGAGAGUGCAAACCUUGCAUAUAUUGAAGACUAACAAGAUGACCCUGAAAGGGGGCUUUGUGGUUUUUCAUUUGGAUGAACACUUGAAGCAAAGCAAACCAGGAAAUACCAAUUUUAAGUUUAAAUUGGAAGCAUAUCCACCUGAUAGAAGAUUGUGUAUUGUAAAAUAUGUGAAACAUUAUGUCCAGCGCACAGGACCACUUCAUGGGAAUGAGAACUCGUUCUUUGUAAGUUACACCAGACCUCAUAAUAGAGUAACAACUCAAACCUUAUCUCGCUGAAUCAAGACCUGCUUGCAAAGAGCAGGUGUGGAUACAAACGCUUAUAAGGCUCAUUCAACGCAGGCAGCAUCAACUUCAGCAGCUGCCAAAGCAGCACUUCCAAUGGACCAGAUCCUAGCCCGAGCAGGAUGGUCUUCAGAGAAAACGUUUAGGAAGUUCUACAGGAAACCUUUUGAAAACAAGAGAAACUUUACCCAGGCAGUCUUACAAGAUAGCACACUGCUUUAAGAACUGCAUCAGAAGGCUUUUCAAUAGAACUGGCAUUAAGAGACCAGCUGUCUAUUUAAUAGAACUGGGAUUAAGUAACCAGAUGGCUAGAAUAAACUAGAUACAGAAACGAACAAUUUUUUUGUCAUAAUGUUGCAAAAACAAUGUUUUUGCAACAUUAUGACGUCUUAUAUAUGGACGUCUUGUAUGUGAAAUGUUUUGCCACAUGUAUGAACAGACUACAAUAACUGUCAAAUAUGGUGAGUCAUUGAUUAGAAGCAUUCAAUUCAAUCUGCAUAAUCAGUGUUCACUUUCCGUACGUGUUGGUCGUUCCAAAUGUGGCUACUAUGCUUCAAAAUCUCAUGUAAUUUCGAACGACGAAAUAUGAUAUAAAAUAGUAAGAUUAAACAAGAACUUACCGUUUGAAGUUUGAUCUUUAUUUUAUGAAUAUUUAGGAGGAAGUUAUUACAUGCCCUCCUCACCCACCCAAACUUCAAACUUAAGUGUAAGUUCCCAGUUCCUUACUACUGAGAGUAGCCACAUUUGUAGCUUUGAAUAUUGACUGCGCAUGCGCUUGGCGGGAUCUCUCAUGUAAUAACUUCCUCCUAAAUAUUCAUAAAAUAAAGAUCAAACUUCAAACGGUAAGUUCUCGUUUAAUCUUACUAGUUUAUCAUGUGCUGCUUUAUUUCAUUUGAGUCAUCCAAAGAUCACUUUUCAAAGGGGUCACAUUGACAUAGCCCUCUUCAUCUAGAAGUCUGUAAUAUGAUCCAGAAUUGCCUCCACAUUGCAACAAUGAUGAUGUACUCCUGAUAACAUUGCGGUCUUUCUCUUGAUUUUUAGUAAUUAGAAGAUAAGUAUUAAUCUGUGAUAGAGUUUCAUCUUCAGCCCAAUAUUGGCUUUUAUAGAUAUUUGCUUUCUUAUAGGUAUUUAAAUUUUUAUUAAAUAUAAUCUAUUUUUAGGGCUUACUGUAUGUUGCUCAUUUUUAAUUUGAUGUGUGUUCUUCAAUUCAGAUUAACCAAACAGCUCAUAACCUUUUAAGACU